Molecule: messenger RNA, 543 nt
Organism: Sclerotinia borealis F-4128
Lineage: Eukaryota; Fungi; Ascomycota; Leotiomycetes; Helotiales; Sclerotiniaceae
Source: the annotation of a GenBank genome assembly
AUGCCACCAACUCAGCUACCCGCGUCGGGGAACCCUUUGGUCUUCUUUGAUAUCACUGUUGGAGGCGAGCCACUCGGCCGUAUUCAAUUCGAGCUCUUCGCCGAUGUAGUUCCCAAGACCGCUGAGAAUUUCCGUCAAUUCUGUACCGGAGAAACCAAGAAUCAUCUCGGGAGACCUCAAGGAUACAAGGGCAGCAAAUUUCAUCGAAUUAUCAAAGAUUUCAUGUGCCAGGGUGGUGAUUUCCAAAAUGGGGAUGGUACUGGCUCUACCUGUAUUUAUGGAUUGAGUAAAUUCGAUGAUGAAAAUUUCACCUACAAACAUACGGAACCUGGACUUUUGUCGAUGGCUAAUGCUGGUCCAAAUACCAACGGCUCUCAAUUCUUCAUAACCACCGUCACCACCCCUUUCCUCGACAACAAACAUGUUGUCUUCGGCAAAGUAGUCGACGGAAUGGACGUCGUUCGCAAAAUGGAAAACACACGCACAAAUCCUAAAGAUGCACCUCAACUACCAGUCGUCAUUUCUCUCUGCGGAGAAAUGUAA